Messenger RNA from Doryrhamphus excisus (bluestripe pipefish), 2576 nucleotides. It is a transcript of the gene atf5a, whose product is annotated as activating transcription factor 5a. Gene Ontology annotation, biological process: regulation of transcription by RNA polymerase II. Gene Ontology annotation, cellular component: nucleus. NCBI's taxonomy places the organism in Eukaryota, Metazoa, Chordata, Actinopteri, Syngnathiformes, Syngnathidae. Gene Ontology annotation, molecular function: RNA polymerase II transcription regulatory region sequence-specific DNA binding; DNA-binding transcription activator activity, RNA polymerase II-specific. The record is from RefSeq and is a predicted model, not a curated record.
UGCUUUUAGAGUAACAAAGACGACUUUGUCAAGGCAAUGUGAGGUAUAUCGAUACUUUCAGUUCAGCAAAGAGGACUUUGUCAAGAUAGUGGAUGGUAUAUUGAUACUAUUAAUGUAACAAAGACGACUUGGUAAAAAAAAACGAUAGUAUGUUAACACUUGUAGCGCAACAAUGCCGUAAAUGCCUUUAACAGUAGAACGACUCCGAGAUUAGAAAGUAACUUCCGCCUGCUCUGCUGAGAGUGGUAAUUUGUUUAUAAUUAUAAAGUUUUAAUAAUUUACCUACAACUGUUAUUUUGUUCAAAUCCACAAGUAGAGGAGUUUAUGUGGGACGUCCUUAAGAAGGCGGAGGAGGCGGAGGGAUACCGAGCCAAGGGGCGAUGACGUAAUUGGUUGCUAGCUGUCCAGAGCUGACACUAUGGCCUUUUGAAUUCUACUACAAGCUGCUUCUUCUACAACAAGUCGUGCUUUGCUUUGGCAACGCACCCCCUCCAAGCUCUCUACUAUUUCUCUGCAAGAAUGGAGUGUCACUAUGCCCACCCAGCCCUGCUCUCUGUGGCCCAGCUGUCUGACCCUUCCUGCUCUCAGCAUAUGGUCCGACUUGGACUGAACCAAAGCGCCGACGGACAAAAUGACGAUGGCGACGCCAACUGCUGUUUGGAAGACUUUUCGUGGGUGCCCGGCAGACCCCCUCGCUCUCUCUCACCCACAGGCUAGCCACAGCCAAUCACAGGGGUGCAGGGGGGAGGUGUCAGAGGGGAGUCAGCACUUAAUUGGUGAUGGUCUCACUGACUGGAUGACGGAAGAAGUGGACUUCUCCUCGUACCUCCCAAACCCUCCUUCCCCUCCUUCCUCCACCAAUGCCUCCCUUCCCCCAUCACCCCUCCACAAUGAUAUCCAGGUGCCCUCUGACUUGGAGGUAAUGACCUCUCUGCUGCAAGAGGAACUAGCCCAACUGGAAGACUACUUCCUAUCAGAGCCACUGCCAGAGAAGGGGCAAAGGCUGGGAAAAUGCGAAAGGGGUCCGCAGCUGACGGGUCCUCAGCAGUUCACUCAGAUGCCGUACACGUCGUACGCCACACCCAGCCAGUCGGAAUCCAGUCCAUUUCUUCUCACCCUGGCAACCGGAGAACUGGACUUGCUGGGCGUAUGUGGCGGCCCCGUCGGGCGAUCCAAAAUUCCCAGGCACACCCCGUACAGCUGCAGUCGCCCCAGUGCAUGCGUUAGGAAAAGAAUCCCAGACGGUGUGAGGUUCAGUGAAGGUUAUGACAACUGUUUAAGUUCCAAAGGAAGCAACUCAGGUAAUUCGGUCUUCAAUUAUUGCUGCGUGGAAGAGGAGCAGCUGGUUGGAAAAGGCUACUGUCUGGGCAGCGCAGUGGAGCUCAGGAAAUGUGCCUUGCUGUCAAAAGAAGAUAAAACCUGCUGCUUCGGUCACAAUGGCAUUGGGGAUGCAAAAGUUGCCGGCAGUGGAUUUGGUUUCGGCGCAUCGCAUGAUGACCCACCAAAGAAAGAAGAUCUGCUGAUGUAUAGCAUGAGAGAGGUGAGCGGGGGCACAAGUAACAGCGAGGUGCUGACCAGCAUUAAGACUGGCGUGGAGGUGACAAAAGCAACAGUUACUUGGAAAGCCCAGAGCAGUGAAGGUUGUUAUCUUUCGGGAACACCCCAGGCUGAGGCCUAUCAUAGCUUCUUCACUGAGCAGGUCAAAGCGGAGAGUCUGCAGAUAGGGCAGCAUGACUUGCACUGUAAUUUUCUGGAGGAUCCAGGUCCAGAAUGUCUUUUGAUGGCCAGGGACAGUCUGAACUUGGAGUCCUGCAGGCUGAAGGAAGACCACUGUGCUGUGAAAUACGAAUUGGACAUCAUUCCCGCGGAAGGCGGAGAGCGCAAACAGAAGAAGCGAGAUCAGAACAAAACAGCCGCACACAGGUAUCGCCAAAGAAAGAGGGCGGAGCUCGAUUCUUUGGAGGAGCAGCUGCAUUGCCUGGAAGGGAGGAACCGCGAGCUGCGGGACAAGGCAGAAUCUGUCGAGCGUGAAAUCCAGUACGUCAAAGACCUCCUGAUCGAAGUUUACAAGGCCAGAAGCCAAAGGCUGACGCAGGACACCACAGCAUAAUUCCAAAUUCCCACCAAGCAGGCAGGGAAGUUAUUAUGUUGAUCGUCCAGAAUUGAAUGUUGUUGUUUUUUAUAAUGCAUGCUUUGGUAAUGUCAUUUCUUUCAUUAUUCCAAAUCAUCACAAAAUCUAAUGCUUCCAUAGCUUUCCCAAACCUCUUGAGGCUGGUAAUGACAAUCGCUUUGAUUAAAACGUUAUUUUUUACAAUUAUUGGACUGAUUCUGCAGGUUUAAUAUUUGACUGGCCUUAUAUUAGAAUUGAUGUCAAAUUGAUGUAAAGUUUUUUUUUUUCCUGUUUAAGAUUGUUGUAUGUAAAAAAAUGUUAACAUACAUUUCUAUUCACCUCGCUUUUGAAACUGAAUUGUUUUUGGAAUAUUUAUUGAGAACCUCAUCAGGCUAUUUUCCAUUCCAUUUAAUAUGAAUGCAUAUUUUGAUUUGACUUUGUAUUAAUUUAAAUAUUUCUUUGGAAA